Porites lobata is the source of this 10072-nucleotide messenger RNA. The record is from the annotation of a GenBank genome assembly. Lineage: Eukaryota; Metazoa; Cnidaria; Anthozoa; Scleractinia; Poritidae.
AUGGAAGAACAGCUAAAUGGAUAUCAACAGGAAGAGAAACAAUUAAAAGAGGAACUUCAACGAGUUGUUACACUCCAAGCUAAGUUAGAAGAAAACCAAGAGGAACUAAAGAAAAUGAGAAAACAGCUGAAUGGAUUGCAAAGACAAAGUGAAGACUUGAGAGAGGAACAAAGAAGAGCUCUUGAACUAGAAAAUCAGUUAGAAACGAGCCAACAAGAGCUAAUAACAAAACGAGAUCAACUGAACGAAUUUCAUGAACAGGAGGAACUACUAAGAGAGAAACAUGAUCGAAUUAUUGAACUGAAAAGUCUACUUAAAGUAACAGAACUUGAUAAAGCAGCAAUGGAAGAACAACUAAAUGGUUAUCAACAACAAAGUGAAAAAUUAACAGAGGAACAUCAACGAGUUGUUACACUCCAAGCUAAGUUAGAAGAAAACCAGGAGGAACUGAGAAAAAUGAGAGAACAGCUGAAUGGAUUCCAAAGACAAAGUGAAGAGUUGAGAAAGGAACAAAGAAGAGCUUCUGAACUAGAAAAUCAGUUAGAAACAAGCCAACAAGAGCUGAUAACAAUACGAGAUCAUUUGAACGAAUUUCAUGAACAGGGAAAACUACUGAGGAAGGAACAUAAUAGAGUAAUUGAACUGGAAAGUCAUCUUGAAAUAAUGGAACUUGAUCGGGCAGUAAUGGAAGAACAACUAAAUGGAUAUCAACAACAAGAUGAACAAUUAACAGAGGAACAUCUACGAGUUGUUACACUCCAAGCUAAGUUAGAAGAAAACGAGGAGGAACUGAGAAGAAUGAGAGAACAGCUGAAUGGAUUCCAAAGACAAAGUGAAGAGUUGAGAGAGGAACAAAGAAGAGCUUUUGAACUAGAAAAUCAGUUAGAAACGAGCCAACAAGAGCUAAUAACGAAACAAAAUCAAUUGAACGAAUUUCAUGAACAGGAGGAAAUACUAACAGAGAAACAUGAUCGAAUUAUUGAACUAAAAAGUCUUCUUAAAGUAACAGAACUUGAUCAAGCAGCAAUAGAAGAACAACUAAAUGGUUAUCAACAACAAGGUGAACAAUUAACAGAGGAACAUCAACGAGUUGUUACACUCCAAGCUAAGUUAGAAGAAAACGAGGAGGAACUGAGAAGAAUGAGAGAACAGCUAAAUGAAUUCCAAAGACAAAGUGACGAGUUGAGAGAGGAACAAAGAAGAGCUUCUGAACUACAAAAUCAGUUAGAAACAAGCCAAGAAGACUUGAUAACAAUACGAGAUCAUUUGAACGAAUUUCGUGAACCGGGAGAACUACUGAGAGAGGAACAUAAUAGAGUAAUUGACCUGGAAAGUCAACUUGAAGUACUGGAACUUGAUCGAGCAGUAAUGGAAGAACAACUAAAUGGAUAUCAACAACAAGGUAAACAAUUAACAGAAGAACAUCAACGAGUUGUUACACUCCUAGCUAAGUUAGAAGAAAACCAGGAAGAACUGAGAAGAAUGAGAGAACAGCUGAAUGAAUUCCAAAGACAAAGUGAAGAGUUGAGAGAGGAACAAAGAAGAGCUUCUGAACUAGAAAAUCAGUUAGAAACAAGCCAACAAGAGCUGAUAACAAUACGAGAUCAUUUGAACGAAUUUCAUGAACAGGGAAAACUACUGAGGGAGGAACAUAAUAGAGUAAUUGAACUGGAAAGUCAUCUUGAAGUAAUGGAACUUGAUCGAUCAGUAAUGCAAGAACAACUAAAUGGAUAUCAACAGAAAGGUGAACAAUUAACAGAGGAACAUCAACGAGCUAUUAGAAAACUACUGAAUGAAUUUCAAAUAGAAGCUAAACAGUUAACAAAGGAGCAGGAAAUAGAUAAUGAACUAAAAAGGAAGUUAGAAAACAAGCAAAGGGAAUUAAAGAGAAUGACAGAACUACUCAAUGGAUUAGAGGUGGAAGAACAACAAGUUACUGAGCUGCACUUACAAACAAACCAGCAUGAACUAACGAGAAUGAGAGAACAGAUUGAACUUGGUAAAAAGGAAGAAGUACUUGAAAACGAGCAACAACGAGUUUGUAAACUGAAAAGUCAGUUGAAAACAAGCCAACAAGAGGUGACGAAAAUGAGGGAGCAACUGAAUGAAUUUUAUGAACAGAAACAACAGCAACUGCUGCAAAAUCAGCUAGAAACAAGCCAGCAAGAAGUGAAGGGAAUGAGAAAACAACUGAAUGAAUUCAAUGAACAAGAGGAAUUACUGAAAGAGGAACAACAACGAGUCACUGAACUGCAAAUUCUAAAAGAAACAGGGCAGCAAGAGGUAAAAAGAACGAGGAAACAACUGCUUGAAUUUCACGAACAAGAAAAAUUACUGAAAGAGGAACAGCAACGACUUAGGGAAAUGCAAAAUCAGUUACAAACAAAUCAACAAGAGUUAAGAACAAUGAGGGAACAGCUACAUGAAUUUCACGAAUUUUUACUACAAAAGGAACAAAAGCGAGGUUUUGACCUCCAAAUUCAGUUAAUAACAAGCCAGCUUAGGUCUAAGGGAAUAAGAGAUCAAUUGAAUGGACUUGAGAAAACGGAAGAGAUAAUAAGAAUGGAACAACAACGACUUUUUGAUCGAAAAAAACACUGUUUUGAGCUAGAAAAAAAACAGCUAAUCAUUAAACUGCAGAUUCUGUUAGAAGACAGUCUACAAGAUUUGACAAGAAUGAGAGAACAAUUGAUUGGAUUUCAAGGACAAAAAGAGCUUCUACGCGAGGAACAACAACGAGUUAUAAAACAGCAGCUUCAGUUAGAAACAAACCAACAAGACUUAAGGAGAUUGAGAGAGCAGCUUCAACGAAAAGAAGAGCUUCUUAGAGAGAAACAAACACUCGUUCUUGAACUUCAAAAUCAGGUAGAAGCAAAUCAACAAGACUUGGCAAGAGAGAUAAAGUUAUAUAAAAAGGACGGAGAACGUCUAAGGGAGGAACAACGACGAGUGCCUGAACUGCAAAGUCAGUUAGAAUCAAACCAACAAGACUUGGCUAGAUUGAGAGAGCAGCUCGGUGGAUUUCAAGGACAAAAACAGCUUCUACGCGAGGAGCAACAACGAGUUAUUAAACAGCAGAUUCAGUUAGAAAAAAACCAACAAGACUUAGCGAAAUUGAGAGAGCAGCUUCAACGAGAAGAAGAGCUUUUAAGAGAGGAACAAAAACGCGUCCUUGAAUUUCAAAAUCAGGUAGAGGCAAAUCAGCAAGACUUGGCAAGAGAGAGAAAGCUGUAUAAAGAGGACCGAGAACUUUUAAGGGACGAACAACGACGAGUUCUUGAACUGCAAAGUCAGUUAGAAUCAAACCAACAAGACUUGGCGAGAUUGAGAAAGCAGCUCAGUGGAUUUCAAGGACAAAAAGAGCUGCUACGCGAGGAACAACAACGAGUUAACAAACAGCAGAUUCGGUUAGAAAAAAAACAACAAGACUUAGCGAAAUUGAGAGAGCAGCUUCAACGACAAGAAGAGCUUUUAAGAAAGGAACAAAAACGCGUUGUUGAACUUCAAAAUCAGGCAGAGGCAAAUCAGCAAGACUUGGCAAGAGAGAGAAAGCUGCAUAAAGAGGACCGAGAACUUCUAAGGGAGGAAAAACGACGAGUUCUUGAACUGCAAAGUCAGUUAGAAUCAAAGCAACAAGACUUGGCUAGAUUGAGAGAGCUGCUCAGUGGAUUUCAAGGACAAGAAGAGCGUUUAAGGGAGCAAAAUCAACUAGUCUUUGAGCUACAAAAUCUGUUAUACAGAAGCCAUGAAGAGCUGAGGAGAUUUAGAGAGUUGGAAAACGAGUUUCAAAGACAAGGUGAACGAUUAAGAGAGUAUCAACAAAGAGUUCACGAAUUGGAGAAUCAAAUAUUACCACAAGAACUGACGACAAGAAGAGAUCAGUUAAAUAGCGUAGCAAGACUAUAUGGACGACAUAAAGGAACGGAACAACGACGAACUUCUGAACUGCAAACUUGCUUUGUUGAUGGGAUUAUUGAUAGGAGUGAAAUUUCACUAGAGGAAACAGAGCUCGGACGAGGGGCUUAUGGAGUUGUUUUUCGAGGAAAAUAUCUUGGUUGCAAUGUUGCCGUAAAAAAAAUGCACCAAGCAAUAGUGUCUGUUCACAACCGAAGUUUGUUUGAAAGGGAAAUCGCAAUUGCCUUGAAAUGUCGUCAUCCUUGUUUGUUACAGUUUAUUGGUGCGACUGCCUUUACAUCCGAUGACGAAAGCCCUAUGCUGGUAACAGAAAUUAUGGAUUGCAGUUUACGAACUAGGCUUUAUGCAGAACCACCUCUCUCUGCCACGGAAAUUUGUGCCAUUUCACUGGACGUAGCUCGAGCUCUCAAUUAUUUGCACAAGAAGCGAGAGCCUAUGAUUCACAAUGAUAUCAGUAGUGCUAAUGUGUUACUACGGCGACAAGGUGACCGAUGGAGAGCCAAAGUAGCUGAUUAUGGCAGUAUUAAUUUUUUACAUCAGAGCACAAUAAAUGACGUAGGCGCUGGGAUCUAUUGUGCACCCGAGUACUUGGAUAAAAAAAGUAAUCGACCCACCAGCAAGGUCAGUGACAUUCAUUUUAAAAACGUCACCUUUUUGCGUGAUCUUGGUUAGUCACCUCGGGGGUAAAAUGGUUGCACUAGUUCCUGUAAUUUAACCCUGUAUAUGUGAGAUUUGAAUCAUACGUGUUUUAUAUUUGUCGUUAUUUAAUGCUCGAAGGGUGGCAGAUGGGAUUUUUUUAGUGCUUUUUAAAGACUUCUUUAAUCUCUUGGCCAAAAAAUAAUCAGAAUAAUGCCAUUUUGAUCAUACGUGACAUGAGCCUGGUAAAAUGCAUCAAGAACGCAAAACGCAAACUUGGAAUAAUAGAAACGCUUGGUGACAAGAUAAUAUUUAAUAAUUAAUGAAUGAGGCUGAGUAUCUUAUGAAGAAUUAUGGAGAUCGAGGAGGGUACGGCCGAGGCGGAUCAACACCCUCCGAGAUCUCCAUAAUUCUUCAUAUGAUACAAAAGCCGAAUUCAAUAAUUGUUUUAUUAUUCAUUCAAAAUAAUUUCUAGUUUAAAAACAUAGCUAAAACAUGCUUACCUCCAUCGACCAUCGAUGUUAAGUUCAUCUUCGAUAGUGCACGUUUAGGGUUGUUCAGCUCCGCAAAUAUUCUCCAAAUAGCAGAUGUCGCCCUUCGAGUUGUCUUCUCGCUGUUCUUGCCAUGUUUUUAGCUAUUAUAUCGCCUAGUUUUUACUCUUGAAACGAGUGAACUGUGCGCCAUUUUUGUUUCCACAACCAAAACAACUCAACCUCGUCCCCUGGUCUUCUCGGUUAGCGAUGCAUUAACCUACAAAAACGCUGCAUUUUCCUCGCUAAACACAAAAUUCUUCCAAAUUUGGUCAUCAAUAACUGGUUAUGGUGAAUUAAACGUGUGCUUUUAGCCAAUCAGAAUCGGGGAAAUACUCCUGGGGAAAUACUUUGAAUGAAUAAUAAAUAUUAUUAUUCAUUCAAAAUAUUUCCCCAAUUCUGAUUGGCUGAAAGCACACGCAUAAUUUACCAUAACCAGUUACUGAUGACCAAAUUUGGAAGAAUUUUGUGUUUAACGAGGAAAUGACGUCAAAAAUGCAGUCCGCUACAGGUUGCUACAGGUUAAGGCACCAUUACCGAGAACACCUGGGGACGAGGUUGAGUUGUUUUUGGUUGUGAAAAAAAAAUGGCGGACAUUUCACUUUUUUUGAGAGUAAGAACUACAGCUGGGACUAGGCGAAAUAAUAGCUAAAAACAUGGCAAAAACAGUAAGAAGACAACUCGGAGGGCGACAUCUGCUAUUUGGAGAAUAUUUGCAGAGCUGGACAAACUUAAACGUAUACUAUGGAAGAUGAACUUAACAUCGAUGCAGGUAAGCAUGUAAUAGCUAUGUUUUUAAUAAGAUAUUAUAAUCAUUUAUUUCUUCUUGCAUGGACCUGAUUUACCAAGAGGACUGAAUGAAGUUACAGGUUCUUGACGUAAAAAUAAAUAAGAUGGUGUUAAAUAAGAUCUCCUCGAAUAAAUUUCUAAUUAUUAAAUCAGCAGUUCUGAAAAAAAAAAAAAUAAAACAAGGAGCACAUCCACCUGGAGCUUCCACCUUCUUUUUAAGGUCUGGUUCACAGCUUGGUGGACUUUAAGGCUUUUUAUAGAAUCGUUCUUUUACGCAAAACCUCUGCCAGCGAGGACAGUCUGUAAUAAGGACAGUAAGAUUUCCAGCAACUAAACAGUGGGGGGGGACAGGGGGGUGACAACCUCCCGCUUCCCGUACCCCGUUCUCCCGCCUCCCGUACCUUUUUGUUCCUUUGUCUCCCGACUCCCGCCCUUUAUUGUAUUUUUCCCGUCAUCAUGUAAAUUAUAAAGAUCAGAAGCCCGGGUUUAGUGUUAAAGCUGUAGGGUAAUUUGCCAAAGAUGAAAAUUGUUACAAGUCAGUUUUCUUAGUUAAACUGAGUUUUCACUAACCUGGUUAUCUAGGUUUGACCACCGCUUCUGACAUCCCACUACAGCGACAAUAGUCUCAGUCCACUGUGCAGUGUAAUAGCUAUUGCAGUCAUCAAAGAUGCAUUAACAUGCAUUUAGGAAUCCCGAAAUUACGGGGAUCAUGCCAAAAUGAAGUCGAAGGGCCAAACGUUACGAUAGAGUUCAGUACUCCUGUCUAGUUCCCAGCGUCUAAUUGUACUAAUUGCAUAUCCACCGCGGUUAGUUUUCGUUAUUUUUCGUAAGAAGUCGUAAGCUAUAAAAACUGACUUCAACGAGACAAUAAUUGCAUGUUCGUUAACCGUUUGCAUUUUAAAGCGUUCAGUUUAGUGCUGGUGGAGUAUUAUUGUUAUCUGGUUAUCAAAUCUCAAACCUAUUCAUAUUUGCUCGAGAAGUUGUAUCUUUCAUCAAACAUCGGCGGGGAGGUUUAACGGUUAUACAUACAUUUUUACAUCGGAAUGAUGCAUCUAUGUCCGAUUUUAACAAGAAGCAUUUGAAGAAACGAAUGCUCUGCUCUUAUUGGCUUAUUACAAGUUAAAUAACAGGACAGGGAACAGGUUGCAAUAUGUGUAAAAAGUGCCCGUAUUUUGCUACAGUAAACAAACUAGAAAAAGUCUUCCAUGCGCCGAGGAGGUCGCACUGAUCUCCUCAGCUCCUACUCCAAAUGUUAGUUAGAGCAGUAAAGUCUGCCUCCUCUUCCUCCGAGUCGAGGGAACUUUUCUAAAAUUACAGUGCAAAGUGCUAGGAAAUGACACCUACCGUGCAGUUCGUAAUCUUUGUUAUCUAUGAAGUCCAACCGGACAGCGUCCCACGCUGUUUGACUUCCUAUUCUAAUAGGCAGUGCUUUGGCCUUAUCCAAAACAAAAAAUUGCGUUGUAUAUCUAACCACUCCGCACUCUCCAGCGCGAUCAGUGAAUUUGCAUUCCCUGGACACAAGUUUGCACCACGCCGUAAAAUCUUUAGUGUUUUGCAAACUACAAUCUUACGGAGCGAGCUCCCAGGAAGGUCUUCCAUGUACGGAUUUUUCCACACCACACCGAAAAAUACUUAGACCGAUUAAAAUGGUCUUUGACGACAUUUUAUGCACCUAUCAAUGUAAUGCCGGCGGGGGGGGGGGGAGGAAGGGCACAGGGUGGGGAUUUGACUUUUUUCCAAAAUUUGCAAUCAAAUUCCCUGCCCACGGGCAAAUCAUUCCAGUCAAAUGCAACCAAAUUUCCCCACCCCAGGCUGCACAUUGCUGUCAGUCCCAAGGCAGAACCUAAGAAAGGCACAAUAAAAAUAUCUCCAAAUAAAACUCUGCAAUCUUUUAUAAACGUUGCUACAUCACCAAAGAUACAUGUUCCUGUUACAGCUGCAAUUAUACGUUUUAACCAUAAUCCGUGUCACACUGGGUAGAAUACAUAAACCUUUAGGAGAAAGUCCACAUUUUGUAAGUCUAGAUAUACCGUUCUUAGUAAAGGGUACAAACAAAGUCAGUUUUAUCAGUGAUUGUAGCGAACGAGCCAUACACUAAUCAACUGCACUUGCAAAAAUCGGCUCGGUUUCUCUUUACUUCCGUUUACUUUGAUACCACAUUAUAUUAACAGGUUCAAUUGAUCAAAAACACCCUAAAACAAACGAAAUUUGAAGACAAAACAGUGAAGUCCACUCAGCCUUCGCUUGCUCUCAUUGGCCUCCAUGACUUCCUGAUCUUUUCAAACCGUAUGGUGCGUGCGUGAAGCGUAGAAGCGGGAAACACAUGUUCGGUCUCAGUCUUUUUCGUGCGAGUCGGCAGUCAAAUAUCUCCACGUCGGGCGAAGAAAGAUUCAAAUAUCCUCUCCCCCGGGAGAACAAGAUCAGUCAAAUGCCCUACCCCAGGGACAACAAAGACAAUCAAAUCCCACCCUAUGCCCUGCCCCCCCCCCCCUCCGCCUUUACAUUGAUAGGUGCAUUACCUGCGAGACAGGUCAAACAGACGAGACACUGACACGACUUACACAGUCGACACACGUGUACAUGUGUCACGCCACCUCAUUCAUGAGGACUCGUGACCUAUGAUGUAACCGACUUGGAAAGGUUUCCAAUUUCACCAGAAGUAAUGCUCUUUUUUCAAUCCCGUGUGCGAAUUUACGUUUUUUGACUUUUCUCGCAUUAAAAUUUUGAUUUAGGGCCUCGGAGAACGUUAAACGGAAGUCAAGAAACGUUGUUGAGUUCGUUUCUUUGACUGGAUGAUGAGCAGUAACAAUUAACGAAAGCUUGCCUUUUGGAAUUUCUCUCCCGCUUCCCGCCAUCAUAGAGAUCCCGCUUCCCGCCCUUUCUUCUCCCGUCUCCCGUACCCCUCCCGCCCCCUGUUCUCCCGGGCUCCCGCCCCCCUGUCCCCCUCCACACAAGUUAAGUUCGAAGAAAGUCAAAUGAUCGACAACUUGUGGAUAACUAAAGUUCAUGUUCACCUCUGUCUACUUUACCUGCAUCCUGAAGAAAGACAGGCAGACAGACAGCUGCCGAAUGUUUCUGACAGAAUUUCAUUUAGGCUUGUUGUUGCGAAGUACGUGAAGUGUGGAUCCAUUUCGGUCUUCGCAUAUUUAAUACGGUUACUAAAGUAACUGGUUUGUUUUUGCUGCUCUCAGUUAGCAACUCGUUAAACUUCUUUGUCCGUUAUAGUCUGUUUGUUUUCUUACUGUAAUACAUUUUUAACUUUGACCAAGAAUUCCGAAUGGUAGUUAAUACUAGUGUUGUUUACAAACUUGCUUCUGGAAAUGUUGGUAGGAAAAAAAUUUGGCUGUCUCCAUCUACUCUAUUUUCGGCGGGAAAAUGUGGAGGCCGCAAGCAUCACCGGGUUUUUUUUGACAUACCACCCGAUGCAUACUACAGAAUAUACAGCCUGCGGGUUUAAUGUGCUUUCUGAUUGGCUCUGUUCUCUAUGGCAUGGGAUAAGUAUCUGUACUGUACACCCGUUUUCAGAAAGCUGACGUUUUUUUCUUUUAUUUGGGGAAGGAAACAAAAGAAAACACAAAAGAUAAGACGAAAAAAAAUGCUUGGAAAAGUAGUUUUAGCAGGAUCGAAAGAGUACGUACAAAUUACAUAACGGGCACAUUUUCCGGAUUAUUUCUCAAAAUAUGUGAUUGUAAGACCGCCAAAAAUUAGAAGAGGAGUUGUGUGGCUUUUACCACCCAGUCAAAGUUCAUUUCCUUUCCAUGAAAAUAUUUUGUAAAUUUUGAAAUUGUUUAAAUUUCAUAAAAUCUCUCCCUUACGCAUUACCCUCCUCAGUGUUUUUUUUGGUAAGAUAAUCGAUCAUGUCUGGCGAAUACUAAAAAUGUGGAUCACUUUAAGGACACAAAUAAAGCCUGGUACAAACUUUAGAUGAAGGAAAUGAUUGACACCCUGUACGCAAAUGACUUACUGGAACAUUGUUUCUUUAUAAUUAGGUUGAUGUGUAUAGUUUUGGUGUCCUCCUCUGUGAAAUGUGCAUCAGAGAACAACCAGACCAGGAGGACCGUGAGAGACAAAUACAGCGGAUCAGAAACCUCUGCCGUCGAGGCCUCGUGAGGCGAUGUGUACAGCAAGAACCUUGGGAAAGGCCAAAUAUGGACAUGAUUAUUUAUGAACUGGAGAGACCAAGUGGAAGAGCAUAGAAAGUG